CACUAUAUAGAGAGCUCAGUGAGCUGAUCGGAGAGACACCACUCUGCCAGCCCUUUCCUACAAAUCGCAAUCACUUCCUACACCCCCCCUGCGCCCCCCCUUCUCUUUAGCAUAUUUGAUCACUUUGAUUCCAGGCUCCAGCCUUUUAUUUGAGGUUUUAUUCUGCAUGAAGGAUGUCCAGCAGCCUGUGAACUGCUUCCUCUCUCUGCCCUGUUAUUGUUAUUGUUAUUAUUUGCGGCUGUGGCUGCUGGAGAGUGGACUCUGUGCAUGUGUGAGUGAGGCAGAGGAGGAGGAAGAAGAGGAGAUCUGUGCAAGUCCUGCUACUGCUGGAGAGAGACCCAGGGAGCCUCCACCACUGGCUGUGACAGCAGCAGUAGCAGUUGCAGUUGCAGCAGCAGCAGCUCUGGGGAAGAGCCGCUCUCUCCUGUGCGACUGGGAACCCUUCAGCCUUCUCCUAUCUCCAUGGCUUUUCUCCAUGGCUGACUGUGAUCUGCCCAGGACCUGGCCCCCAGCACUCCAAGGGACAUCCCCAAAUCUCCUCUUGCACUUCCCCGGCCAAGACAGCACGACCCCAAGCUUGAGCCUCAUCUGAAUUUAUUCCCCCCCUUUCCCCCCCUCGACCCCUCUCUUUUUUUUUCUCCCCCCUAAAUCCAUUCUGUCUCGCCUGAUCCCAUAAGCGUGAGAAGGCAAAAGAAAGGAGGGAGAAACGGUUCCCAAUAGAUAUGGCAAUGGUAGUGGGUGCGUGGCGAGACCCUCAGGACGAUAUGCCAGGAACUCAACCUUCACAAGCACCUCCAGGGCAAGGGCCAAACGGGGCCCCGCACACCCCGCAGACCCCGGGCCAAGGGGUCCCCUCUACUACCCCAGCCCAGUCCAACCCAUCCAGCCAACCGAGCCAGAACCAAGGGGAGAAGCAGCAGCAGCAGCAGCACAUCGAGUGCGUGGUGUGCGGGGACAAGUCCAGCGGGAAACAUUACGGACAGUUCACAUGCGAGGGCUGCAAGAGCUUCUUCAAGCGAAGUGUAAGGCGAAAUCUCACUUACACGUGUCGUGCCAACAGGAACUGUCCCAUAGACCAACACCACCGCAAUCAGUGUCAGUACUGUCGCCUCAAAAAAUGCCUCAAAGUUGGCAUGAGACGGGAAGUCUCUUCUUUAUUUACUGCAGCCGUACAGAGGGGCAGAAUGCCACCCACACAGCCUACACACGGGCAGUUCGCCUUGACAAAUGGAGACCCUCUCAACUGCCAUUCCUACCUAUCCGGAUAUAUAUCGUUACUCCUGAGGGCAGAACCCUACCCGACCUCUAGAUUUGGCAGCCAGUGCAUGCAACCCAACAAUAUCAUGGGCAUCGAGAACAUUUGUGAGCUGGCAGCCAGGAUGCUGUUCAGUGCUGUGGAGUGGGCAAGGAAUAUCCCCUUCUUCCCAGACCUGCAGAUCACAGACCAGGUGGCAUUGCUCAGGCUGACCUGGAGUGAGUUGUUUGUCCUCAACGCUGCCCAGUGUUCCAUGCCCCUCCAUGUGGCCCCUUUACUGGCCGCUGCUGGCCUGCACGCUUCCCCCAUGUCUGCGGACAGAGUGGUGGCAUUUAUGGAUCACAUACGAAUCUUCCAAGAACAGGUCGAAAAACUGAAGGCUUUGCACGUUGACUCUGCAGAAUACAGCUGCCUCAAGGCCAUAGUACUCUUCACUUCAGAUGCCUGUGGUCUGUCUGAUGUGGCACAUGUGGAAAGUUUGCAAGAAAAGUCCCAAUGUGCUUUGGAAGAAUAUGUUAGAAGCCAGUACCCAAACCAACCAACAAGAUUUGGGAAAUUGUUACUUCGACUGCCCUCCCUCCGCACUGUCUCCUCCUCUGUCAUAGAGCAGUUGUUUUUCGUCCGGUUGGUAGGUAAAACCCCUAUAGAGACCCUAAUUAGGGAUAUGUUACUCUCUGGAAGCAGUUUCAAUUGGCCCUAUAUGUCCAUACAAUAAAACAUUAAGUAUUGAAAGGGAAAUAAAGGAGGGCAAAAAAAAAGAUUAAAACAAGAGACUGGUGGUCUGGUUGCAUAAAAUCCCCCUCUGCUAAGAAAGGAUAAAAAAAAAAAAAAAGCUGUUACACGUUUACUUUAAAGAAGAGAGGGAAGAAUUUAUUGGACUGUGAAUUUAAAAAAAAGACUAUCAAUGAACUCUUAUAAAAUGCAUUUAAACACGUGUCGUUGAGAACAACUUGCUACUUAUCUUUUUUUUUUUGUAAAAAAGACAAAAAAAUUUUCAAAAAACAAAACAGGAAAUUAGUCAUUUUUUGUAACCUUUUAAGUAUCGCUAAAAGUGCAUUUAAGGAAAAAGUGGACAAAAUUAGCAGAAAUGGGAAAGCAAGAUUUUUUUUUUCCAAAUUAUUAAUUGUCCUGUGUCUAUGUAUCUAUAACAUAUUUUUUUUUGUACUUUUCUGGUUCCAAACCAGUUUAUUCUGUGGUUCUAUAAUAUUUUUGAUAUAUUCUUGGCUUAAAAAAAAAACUGUAUCCUUAUAAAAGAAAAUGUUCUCCAGGAAUUAAAACAAUGUCCACACAGAUAUCAUAGGAAACAAAAAUGGAAUUUUAAUAAACAAAGCAAAAAUCAGGUUGGAUGCGCACUUACAAGUGAUGAGCCUAAAUUAAUUAUUAUUUCCCUACCUGAACCACACACGUUACUUCAUUGCCCAAAACAGAUCUUUUUUUUUUUUUCUGUUUCAUUUUCUGAGAAAUAACUGCUUUGUGGGGUUGAAGUGGAAGGAGCUGCCGUGUUACACACACUGCAGUGUAGUUCAAUUACCUUUUUGUCCACGCAGUAUCCUCAAUCUGAAGUUCCUCUACCUGUUUGUAUAUUUGCAAUCCCUUUGUAUUAUAAUUGUUGAUAUUUGCCCAUUUUUUUUUAAAGAGACAAAAAAAAAAGUUACAAUUCAGAUCAGCAUGACAAAUAACACUGUUGGCACUUAUAGAUAAUGUGAUUGAUUCGGUAUUUAGAGUUUACAGUUUUGUGUUAAAACUGAAGGGUUCUUUUUUUUAUUUUAAAGUGCAACUUCUUUUCUGUAUACUGUAAAAGUUAUAACUGAACUGUUUGGUCAAGUCUUUGUGUGUUAUAUUCCAAGGAAAUUGAAAGUAUUCAGAAAUUAAAAUAUUAUUUGAUAUCUGAAAAAAACUGGCUGUCACAAGUGUCUUUCAACCCCAGAAUAACCAUUCCAAUCAUUAUAUUUCUGACCUUAGUAUUGAUAGACAUAGUUACCCCGUACAGCCCUUGGCGUACUUGGAUCUGCUAUGACGGAGUGUGCCUGGUACUGUAAGGGUUAAUUAUACAAACCACCUCAGUCAAAAGGUGUAGCAGUGUAUUUGCAUGCUUAAUUGGGUUGGAAAAUGUAAAAAUCAAUGAUUUAUCUGCGGUUUCACCAGUGCUGUACAAUAUUGCCAACAACUUGUAUCAUUAUCCCAUAUUUAAUUAAAGGUAGGGUUUUUAAGGGCCUGAUUUAAGCGCCUUCUAAGUAAAAUAGAUUGUUUCAAUCAACCCAGAAUUCAUCCAGCAUCUAUUUUACAAUCCUAAAGAGGAAAUAUAUCUCUGGUGUGCAUACACAAGCCAGUGGCACACACACAUAUUCAGCCCAGCUGCUUUAACUGUGUUUUCAGGAAUAAAUUGGGAUUCUAAAUAUCAUUUAUCAUUGCUAUUGAGUGAAGUGUACACAUCAAUUGGCUUAGCCUUAAGGUUAUAAAAUACACACAACAACCUGAAUUGAAUUUGAAUUUAACUGGUGGUGGAGAAAGCAAGCUAUCAUACAUAUUUUACAAUUUAAAAAGAGUGGUGGUAUGUGUAUGUGUCUAUAUAUAUAUAUAUAUAUAUAUAUAUAUAUAUAUAUAUAUAUAUAUAUAUAUACUACCAGUCUUUCUAAUUAUAUAUAUAAUUCUAUAAUUGGUUAGACAUCUACAUUAAUUCAUAGCAAUCAAUUACAACAUGCACUGGGCCUUGUAAUUAUAAAUAUAUAUCUAUAUAUCUAAAACACAAAACUACAACAGAGAACUGGUUUGGAUUAUAUAUUAUUUUUUUUUCCUCAUAAAUUUAAAUUUAGGCAUCUAGCAGAUGCUGUGCUAUGAACGCCUGUAAUUGGUUUAAGACUUAUUCACCCACAGUUCAAUGUGGUUUAUUUUUACCAAAACGAUCUACGUUUUAGUUAAUUUAAAAAAAAAAAGUUCACUUUUAAUUUAUUUGAAAUGCACGUCUGGACCAGAAAAUGAUGUACGGAUGUGACAUAAUGAAAAUGGAUACAUAUGAUAUUAAUGUAUGUUUGUAUGUGUGUAUAUGUGUGUGUGUACACAUACAUAUAUACAUACAGAGCACAUAUAUAGGGAGAAGGAUGUGUUGAGCAAGAUGACAAUUGCAGAGUAGUGCUGACCUCUAGGUUUAAAAAUUUUCCAUUGCAAGUCAUUUGUGAGUGUGUGAAGUUUGUAUAAAAAAAGCUAAAAAAAAGAAACAAAAAACACAGGAUCUCUUGUUUGUUUUGUGUUAGCUUGUUGUAAACAUGUGUUGUAAAUUGUCAUUGGUAUUAAAUUAUAAUUUAUGAUUUUGAAAAUCAAAA
This is a messenger RNA of Xenopus tropicalis (tropical clawed frog), 4575 nucleotides long. RefSeq names its product nuclear receptor subfamily 2 group F member 2 (gene nr2f2). Bases 723 to 1970 code for a protein of 415 amino acids. Gene Ontology annotation, cellular component: nucleus. The transcript has 3 exons. Gene Ontology annotation, molecular function: DNA binding; sequence-specific DNA binding; zinc ion binding. The record is from RefSeq and is a predicted model, not a curated record. Gene Ontology annotation, biological process: regulation of DNA-templated transcription; intracellular receptor signaling pathway; DNA-templated transcription. Lineage: Eukaryota; Metazoa; Chordata; Amphibia; Anura; Pipidae.